Molecule: messenger RNA, 660 nt
Organism: Lactuca sativa (garden lettuce)
Lineage: Eukaryota; Viridiplantae; Streptophyta; Magnoliopsida; Asterales; Asteraceae
Source: RefSeq, a predicted model, not a curated record
AUGAAUGUUGAUGAUGAGGGGGAGCAUCAAAAUGUUAAUCCAAUUGUUGAGGGGGAGAAAGUUGGAAAUAGAACAAAUGUUUCAAAUGAACAAACUGAUAACUUUCAUGAUAUUAAUGAUAAUUUUUCGAAUGCAAGUGAAAGAUCUGAAACUAGAGAAAUCAACUUUCUGGGUUUAAAUAUUCGUCAACGCAGAGAAGGAAUAUUCAUAAAUCAAGAGAAGUAUACACGCAAUCUCCUUGACAAAUUUGGAAUAACUAAUAACACAAAGCUUAUAGUACUAAUGGCGGUUGGAACAAAGCUAUGUCCUUUGUUGGAUAAACAUGCUAUCGAUAUCACUUUGUAUCGAAGCAUGAUAGGUUCAUUGCUUUACCUUACAGCAAGUCGACCUGAUAUCAUGUUUUCUGUGUGCAAUUGUGCCAGCUACCAAUCAAACCCAAGAGAACCACAUCUCACUGUAGUCAAGAAUAUUUUUCAUUAUCUCAAACGGACCAUUUCAUUAGCAUUAUGGUAUCUUUCAAAAACAGGGUUCUUUAUUCAAGCAUUUUCAGAUGUAUGCUUGGGGGGUUGUAAUCUUGAUCGCAAAAGCACAAGUGGCGGAUGUCAAUUAUUGGAUGGGAAGCUUGUGAGUUGGCAAUCGAAGAAACAAACCUGUGUUUAA